Molecule: messenger RNA, 1658 nt
Organism: Labeo rohita (rohu)
Lineage: Eukaryota; Metazoa; Chordata; Actinopteri; Cypriniformes; Cyprinidae
Gene: fxn
Product: frataxin
Exons: 6
Coding region: 75-695 (206 amino acids)
Biological process (GO): intracellular iron ion homeostasis; iron incorporation into metallo-sulfur cluster
Cellular component (GO): mitochondrion
Molecular function (GO): 2 iron, 2 sulfur cluster binding; ferrous iron binding; ferroxidase activity
Source: RefSeq, a predicted model, not a curated record
AAUCUCACGAAGACUGUCGAAGCGGCAUAUGCAAUCAGACUGACUAGCCGGAGACUUCCAUCCUUUCAGGAGCUAUGUCAAGGUUAACUAACAAGUCUCAUUGUCUUUAUCUACUGAGCUUAAGCUACAGAUGGAAAUGUCACCAACAAGCCUCCAGACUGUCAACAAUGAGAAGUGGACUUGAAUCAAUAUGUGGUGGCAGUUAUAGGAGUAUUUCUUCAGCACAGACAGUCACAAGGACCAAUGUAUGUGGAGGACAUUCACAGUGGUUCGAUUGGAAGAAGAGAGAACUCCAUUUAAACACACCGCUUGGAGAAAAAAAAGCACUUCAGUUCAGAGAACUAACAGAGACGGAAUAUGAGAGACUAGCAGAUGAGACACUGGACGCAUUGGCCGAGUAUUUUGAAGACCUCACAGAUGAGAGCUUCACUGGAAUGGACUAUGAUGCUGUCUUCUCUAGUGGAGUGCUGACAGUGAAAGUGGGCUCUGACCAUGGUACAUACGUUAUCAACAAACAGACACCCAAUCGUCAGAUUUGGCUCUCCUCGCCAACAAGCGGGCCGAAACGCUACGAUUGGACGGGGGAGCGAUGGGUGUACGCUCACGACGGCGUAGCAUUGCAUACUCUGCUCUCCAAAGAGUUGUCCGUCAUCUUCAAAUCAAAUAUAGACCUGUCACAUCUUAUUCAUUCAUGAUGAGACCAAUGUGAAGAACAGACACUGUUAUAGAUCCUUUCCACAGCAGUUCUCUCAUGAUCUUUUUGGUUAAACAAUAAGGGUAAGACCUUAAUACUGUAGCCAGUGCUCAAAAAGACCUUCUGAAUUUGAAUAUCAUAAUGGUCUCUGCUGCUUUUUGCAUGCAGACCUAUAAAUGGGCCAAAAAACACCAAAUCCCAAAGAAGUGUAGACCUCAGAUGAACUGUAGAGAUGAUUUAUUUGUCCACAUCAAACCUGUAUGCAAUUAUAAGCUUUAAAUGCACUCAGAACAGCAGAAAGUGCUCUCAAAACCAAAUCCCCAUAAACCUGUACCUGGUUAGAUUAAAACCAGAUUAAAGAGAUCAAAUUUAAUGGCUCUUAAACUAUUUGAAUAAGACAAAUGGACACAGAUUGUUUUUGGAGGCUGUAUUUAUUUGCACGUCUGGCCCUGGUUGAACUAGAGGCUGCUGGCUGGAUGCAGGAAAAGAAGGGGAUUAUGACAGACAGAUGGAGAAGUUUUUGCUCUAAAAGCCUCCGGCCAGAGCCUUUAUUCAAGUAUUAUCUGUGAAUAACAGCAUCACAUCUGAUCAUGUUCUUCCAGAGCUUUACCGCCACCCUCGGAUGAUUUAAAAAUACCAGCCCAAUUUAGCAUCAAUCCGCCCGUCAGUUGAAGCUGUGUCAUUAACUCUGGUGAUACAACGUAGUCGAUCAUUACUCCCCAGACGCCUCUUAACUUAAUAGCCCAUAUAUCGCAACAUUAACUUGACACGCUGUCCAUGCAGAUGUUGAAAUAUGAGAGGGAUUGCACUGUGGUGAUACGUCUUAUGUCUUUAUUCGGGUUGAAAACAAGGAUGAAACAAUGGCACAUCUGCUGUCGUGUUGAUGUCUAACAUCUGAUGUACUUGUCCAUUGAUGCAUAUGUAUGUAUAAUAUGAAAUAAAUUAGAAUGUUAUUUUAUGUUCA